AAAGCUAGGCAUGUAUGAUGUAUCCAAUGAUUUUGAAGAACUUUUCUUCCAUGGCUUUUCUACAUAUUUUCUCUUCAUAUUUUUUUUUCUUUCAUAUUACACAUCACAUAUUUCAAUUCUAUGUUUUUUUUUUCUUAUAUUGGAUUAGAUGUCAGUCACACUGUGCACACAUUUCCCCCCCUUCCAAAACCUAUAUAAAAACAACACGACACAGCAAUCUUCUCUAGUGCAGCCAGAAAUCAAAACAUAGAAUGUGGACGAUGCUCUCUUCUUCCCUCCAAACGCAAACAUUCUUCCACAAUCCAAUCCCAAACCUCCAACACCAACCCACCACAACCAGAAGAAUCUCCUUCAUCUCCCUCAAAACCUCACAACCACCACCACCAAAAUCCUCCUCUCCCCAACCCAACAAAACCCAAGAAGAUGGCAUCCCCGUAGAAGACGUCAAAAUCCUCGCCAAGUUCAAGUCCCGACACAACUACAUCCGCGUCCUCGAAGUUUCCCGAAAAGCCGACCACCCCUUCCGCGGCUCCCGCCUCCUCCUCCUCGACGCCCCCGGAAACAUCCACAGCAUCUCCUUCCUCUUCAAGCCGCUCACCAACACCUACUUCGACGUCUUCGCCACGCUCCCACCUCUCCUCCCGCCCGGCCCCAUCGCCGUCCUCGGCUUCGGCGCAGGCUCCGCCGCACGUCUCCUCCUCGAGCUUUACCCCGACGCGGUGGUCCACGGCUGGGAGCUCGACCCCUCCGUGAUCCAGGUCGCGCGGGAGUAUUUCAACCUGGCAAAGCUCGAGAGGGAGCACAAGCGGAGGCUGUUUAUCUACGUCGGGGACGCUCUGGCGGCGAGUGUCCCGGAGGGAUUCUCCGGGAUCAUGGUGGAUUUGUUCGCGAAGGGGAGCUUGUUACCGGAGCUUCAGGAGGUUGCGACGUGGGAGAGGCUGAGGAGCUGUUUGAGGAAAGGCGGGAGGAUUAUGGUGAAUGUUGGAGGGAGCUGUGUGGAGGCGGAGAAUCGGCUCCGGGAUGGGAAGGUUGUGAUGGAGGAGACGUUGAAGGCGAUGAAGGUGGUGUUUGGGGAGAAGCUUUUUGUUCUUGGACUUGGGAAUCGGAAGGAUGAUAGUUCUCUUGCUCUCACUGGGAAUUUGCCUCAAGGUGAUGCAUGGAAGAAUGCUCUUCAGCCUCCUUUGAGAUAUUAUGUUGAUUUAUGGACAACAUUUUCUGGGUGAACACUCUCAUGAUGUUGCUCGCCAAGUGUUUGUGUUUAUUCCUCUGUGAAAUGUAUUUUUCAACCCUUGGUGUUGAAGGAAGAAGGAUAUGGUGAUUGUAAUGUAAACUACUCCAAUUGUAAGCAAGGUUCAUAAAGUAAAGUAUGCACUUGAAGGGUA
This is a messenger RNA of Lotus japonicus, 1382 nucleotides long. RefSeq lists its product as uncharacterized. The record is from RefSeq and is a predicted model, not a curated record. The transcript has a single exon. NCBI's taxonomy places the organism in Eukaryota, Viridiplantae, Streptophyta, Magnoliopsida, Fabales, Fabaceae. Bases 252 to 1223 code for a protein of 323 amino acids.